This is a messenger RNA of Nannospalax galili (Upper Galilee mountains blind mole rat), 2702 nucleotides long. Its product is annotated as HLA class II histocompatibility antigen, DM alpha chain. The transcript is spliced from 6 exons. Gene Ontology annotation, cellular component: membrane; MHC class II protein complex. Gene Ontology annotation, molecular function: MHC class II protein complex binding. The coding region runs from base 709 to 1491 and encodes 260 amino acids. NCBI's taxonomy places the organism in Eukaryota, Metazoa, Chordata, Mammalia, Rodentia, Spalacidae. Gene Ontology annotation, biological process: immune response; peptide antigen assembly with MHC class II protein complex; immunoglobulin production involved in immunoglobulin-mediated immune response. The record is from RefSeq and is a predicted model, not a curated record.
AGCCUUUGAAGGUUUUGAACUUGACGUCUGGUGUUUCUAAAUCGCCUCCUCUACUCUCGCCCUCUGGGACCAUUCUCAGUGAAGACAAAGGUUACUGGAACAGAAGUGCUACACUACAGUGACAGUCUGAUAACCUGCGGCUUAGCUACACAGGCAGGGGUGUGCACAAGGGAAACUGGACAAACAGAUGAAUCACAUCUCAGGCAGAGUGGAGUGAGGUGGGUCUCACCACGCCCCUCUGAACAGAGCACAAUUUAAAACUCAUACUGGGUGUGGCAGCUCCCACCUGGAAUCCCAACACAGGAAGCUGAGGCAGGAGGAUCACUGGGGAUUUGAGCCAGCCUGGGCUACACAGUGAGACUCUGCUCCCUCUAUGCCGGCCCCAAGGCUUGGGUUCAAUCUCCAGCACUGAAUAAACAAAGCACGAUGGCGGCGCUGGGACAGCCUCAGACUCAAGCCGGGCCUCCACUAGGAGGCAGAUGUUCCUGCAAGGCCUUCUUCUCCUGCCAAGUCUUCAGGAGGUUGCUAGCUGCAGGGACUCUCCUCAGCAACUGAUGAUGUGGACAUUCUACACAUCUACGAUUGGUGUAACCUAAAUGACAUGGGCAACUAUUGGAAAUGCGCUGUGGAAACGUGAUUUGAGGAUCUGGAGGAGCUGGGGACCUGGGUCUGGGGUGACAGCUCCUACUAACUGCAGACUGUGAAGAUAUGGAUCAUGAGCAGAACCCAGGAGCCGUGCUGCGGUGGCUGCUACACCUUUUGUGGCUGCCCCACUCCUGGGUGGUCCCUGCAGCUCCUACCCCCGAGUGGAGGGCCGACCUGCAAAACCACACGUUCCGGCACACGUUGUUCUGCCAGGAAGGGAGUCCGGGCUUGGGGCUCACCGAGACCUACGACGAGGACCUGCUAUUCUCCUUCGACUUCUCCCAGAACACCCGAGUGCCCCGCCUGCCUGAAUUUGCCAGAUGGGCUCAGGAUCAGGGAGACAGCACAGCCAUUUUAUUUGACAAGAACGUCUGCGAGUCGCUGAUUGGGGAAGUGGGCCCUCAACUUGAGGGGAAAAUCCCAGUGUCCAGAGGUUUUCCAGUUGCUGAGGUAUUCACGCUGAAGCCUCUGGAGUUUGGCAAGCCCAACACACUGGUCUGCUUUAUCAGCAAUCUCUUCCCACCCACCUUGAGUGUGAACUGGCAGCAUCAUUCCGUCCCUGUGGAGGGAGCUGGGCCCACUGUUGUCUCAGCCCUCAAUGGACUGACCUUCCAGGCCUUCUCUUAUUUAAACUUCACACCGGAACCCUAUGACCUUUACUCCUGUAUGGUGACUCAUGAAAUUGACCGCUACACAGCAAUUUCCUAUUGGGUGCCCCAGAACGCCCUGCCUUCAGACCUCCUGGAGAAUGUGCUAUGUGGUCUAGCCUUCAGCCUGGGUGUGCUGGGCAUCAUUGUGGGCGUUGCCCUCUUCAUCUGCUCCCUAAAACCUUGCUCAGAUGACUGAUUCUUCUGGACUAGAGUGUGGAGCAGCUCCAGCCGGCCGAGCAGAGAUGCUUUAGGGAAUCUCUCAUCCCAGCAGAAGUCCCUGGGGCUCCAGGGUGUGUGUGGGGAGGGGUGUGUGGACCUUGCAGGUGUCUCUGCUGAGGUUCUGCUGACCCUGGGUUUGCAUCCAGAGAAGCCCAGAUCAAGGCAAUAAACCUCAUUUCUUGAUACCAUCACAACCUUCUCUCUCUUCCUCCCCAACCCCCAACCAGGCAAGCACUCUCUCCACACCCCACCCCAGUGUAGCAUUUUUCUAAACUCAUGGUAUUUGCUUCUAGAUACCUGAACUUGAUUGGGUUUUCAUUUCAAAUUCAGCAUGCCUUAACCUGGACACAGCUCGCCCUCACUAGAGAGGGAGAUUGGGAAAACCCCUCACUCCCCAGCCAAGCUCUUGUUCUCUGUCCGCAGCAUGACAAUGACUUUUUACCUCCAUCAGCUUGUGCAAAAUUCUAGAGGAAGGCAGCACUGUAAUCUGCUCAUAAGACGCUUGAGGAAGCCGCCAGUGUUUUUGCCCCCGUGUCGCCCCCCAACUUUGCUGUUAGUGAAAACGUUUAUGGCUAAUGCCCAUUGCUCUGGGGAAGACCUAGUUAGUGGGAACAUUUAUGGCUAAUGCCCAUUGCACUGGGGAACACCUAGCUCUCUGCAACCGUCAAGGUAGCUGGGAAUCCAGGAGCUCAAAGGUGGAAAGCUGAUUUUCUGAUUGGUUGUCAGUCCUGUGCAGACCUCCUUGGUGAGGCCCUAAAGUGACAUCGGUCCUGGCUGAUGGUGGGAGCAGGCAGCACAUGACCACUGGUGGUAAACCGCCCUGAAUGCACUUUAUUCUUGGCUUUCUGUGGGGUGUGGGAGUUGCUGUGGAGGACGGCUAGCAUUGAGGUUAACAGUGAGAUCAUUUUGGUAUUGGCAAGGCAGUCUCUGUGUUUCAUACUGUAUCGGAGUCUAAUCCAGGGGAAAGCAUCUGACCCUUCCCAGGGGUUGGUUCUUCCCGUGGACCACUUCAUUUAUAAGAUCUGCGUGUACCAGUGAAGACACAGGGCUCCAGAACCAGACCAAUGCGGAUUCAGUCAUGACUGUCAAGCUUUAGCUCUGAGUUCUUGGAGUUGCUGACUGUCUUGGUGUCUGUGCCUUUACUACUGUUUUCAGUAAAGGGUGAUAAUAAAAUUGCCAUCUGCCUUA